CGAUCUUCCUUAAAUAAUUCUAUAUUUCUUUUUCUUUCUUCGCAACUUCAUUUCUUCACGAUUUCCCUCUUUUCCUCUUCGAACAUUUCUCCUCGUUCUCCCUUCGCGCAAAGCUUCGCAACUUUCUCUCUCUUCAAGUAAAAAAUGGCUGACGGUGAGGACAUUCAGCCACUUGUCUGUGACAAUGGUACUGGAAUGGUUAAGGCUGGAUUUGCCGGAGAUGAUGCUCCUAGAGCUGUCUUCCCAAGUAUUGUUGGUCGCCCUCGUCACACUGGUGUCAUGGUUGGCAUGGGUCAAAAGGAUGCGUAUGUUGGAGAUGAAGCUCAAUCCAAGCGUGGUAUUCUGACUUUGAAGUACCCUAUUGAGCAUGGUAUAGUGAGUAACUGGGAUGAUAUGGAGAAGAUUUGGCAUCACACCUUCUACAAUGAGCUUCGUGUUGCUCCAGAAGAGCACCCAGUUCUUCUAACUGAAGCCCCUCUCAACCCCAAGGCUAACCGUGAAAAGAUGACUCAAAUAAUGUUCGAGACUUUUAACACCCCUGCCAUGUACGUUGCAAUUCAGGCUGUGCUUUCCCUAUAUGCCAGUGGUCGUACAACAGGUAUUGUGCUGGACUCUGGUGAUGGUGUUAGUCACACUGUCCCCAUCUACGAAGGGUACGCCCUCCCACAUGCUAUCCUUCGUCUCGAUCUUGCUGGUCGUGAUUUGACUGACUACCUUAUGAAAAUCCUUACUGAGCGUGGUUACUCUUUCACCACCUCAGCUGAGCGUGAAAUAGUAAGGGACGUGAAGGAAAAGCUUUCCUACAUCGCACUUGACUACGAACAGGAAAUGGAGACAGCCAAAACUAGCUCUUCAGUCGAAAAAAGCUAUGAACUGCCUGAUGGACAGGUUAUCACUAUUGGAGCUGAACGUUUCCGUUGCCCUGAGGUUCUCUUCCAACCAUCGUUCAUCGGAAUGGAAGCAGCGGGUAUCCAUGAAACUACAUACAACUCCAUAAUGAAAUGUGAUGUUGAUAUCAGGAAGGAUCUUUACGGAAACAUUGUCCUCAGUGGUGGAACAACUAUGUUCCCUGGUAUUGCCGACAGAAUGAGCAAAGAAAUCACAGCCCUAGCCCCGAGCAGCAUGAAAAUCAAGGUGGUUGCACCACCUGAGAGAAAAUACAGUGUCUGGAUCGGAGGUUCCAUCUUAGCUUCUCUCAGUACAUUCCAGCAGAUGUGGAUUGCAAAGGGAGAGUAUGACGAGUCUGGGCCAUCAAUUGUCCACAGAAAAUGCUUCUAAGUUUUUGAUAAAAUUGGACUCAAAUGUUUCAGAUAGUCCUCUCUAUGAUGGUCUAAUUGAAGGACUCUUCUAUAAAGCUUUCUGAGUACAGGAAAAAAAACUGUUGAUGCAAUUUUUUUGGUUUAUUUUCAUGUUGAUUUACAUUGUAAUGAUGUCCAUGAGAAAGAUGAGUAGUGAUUUAAAAAAAUUUUAAUUUCUUAAAGUGUUCAAUUCAUUUUUGAAGUUUAAUUAUAAAUGUUUUUGA
This is a messenger RNA of Amaranthus tricolor (Joseph's coat), 1522 nucleotides long. Its product is annotated as actin-1-like. NCBI's taxonomy places the organism in Eukaryota, Viridiplantae, Streptophyta, Magnoliopsida, Caryophyllales, Amaranthaceae. The record is from RefSeq and is a predicted model, not a curated record. The transcript is spliced from 5 exons. The coding region runs from base 145 to 1278 and encodes 377 amino acids. Gene Ontology annotation, cellular component: cytoplasm.